Colletotrichum gloeosporioides is the source of this 249-nucleotide messenger RNA. RefSeq lists its product as uncharacterized. The record is from RefSeq and is a predicted model, not a curated record. Bases 1 to 249 code for a protein of 82 amino acids. NCBI's taxonomy places the organism in Eukaryota, Fungi, Ascomycota, Sordariomycetes, Glomerellales, Glomerellaceae. The transcript has 2 exons.
AUGACUCUUCAGGGAAACCGUGUAGCCACAUUCAUGAUGUAUCUCACUUACCGACUCGUGCAGCCGCGGGCUGUUGAACAGCGAUGGUGUGGCAUUAUAGACUGCCGGGAGAUCGAAUACGAGGGAACGGCUUUCAAAGCAGUUGCUGGUUCGGCGGUCUGCUGGGAGAACAUGCAUGCCAAUGACAGCUUUCAUCGUGACGUUCGACAUGCAUCUCUGCCGGUGAACCUGGUGAGAAAUUUUGAUUGA